Messenger RNA from Perkinsus marinus ATCC 50983, 354 nucleotides. RefSeq lists its product as hypothetical. The transcript is spliced from 4 exons. Gene Ontology annotation, biological process: RNA catabolic process. Gene Ontology annotation, cellular component: ribonuclease H2 complex. The record is from RefSeq and is a predicted model, not a curated record. The coding region runs from base 1 to 354 and encodes 117 amino acids. NCBI's taxonomy places the organism in Eukaryota, Perkinsozoa, Perkinsida, Perkinsidae.
AUGGACUACAGUAGAUUCUACCGCAGAUACGAUGGCAAGGCGAGCAACAAGUUGUCAGCCUUUCGUGGACGGGAGCUGAGAGGAAAAGAUCUCGACUGUGGCGAUUUCCGAGGUCAUGUUGUUCUGAAGAAGGUGGACGAGGAGAAGACCACGGAGCUUUUCGACUGCGUCAAGUAUGUCACCAAUGGUCCAGUAGUUGAGAAAAUCACAAUUUGGAAUCACGAUGAGGUCCCUCUGCGAUCGGAUGAGGCACCACAAUGCUUCGCCUUGGCUCGAGCGAUGGACGCCUUUGGUCGGCUAGCAGUAGCCACCACUGCAUCAGAGGUCGACAACGAGCUGUCGAGGUCCUCAUGA